AUGCUGCAAAUUCGCUCCAUUUUAACUUCUCAACGAAGCUUAAGACGGUCCAAAUUAUUCCCAUUUCAUUCUUCCCGUUUGUGUUAUUCAGCGGCUGCAGUUGAAUCUGAGAGAACUAUCAGAGAAGGCCCUAGACACGACUGGUCCAAAGAUGAGAUCAAGUCCAUUUACGACUCUCCUGUUCUCGAUCUCCUCUUCCAUGGAGCUCAAGUUCACAGAGACGCUCAUAACUUCAGGGAGGUGCAGCAGUGCACUCUUCUCUCUAUCAAGACCGGUGGCUGUAGUGAGGAUUGUUCGUAUUGUCCUCAAUCCUCAAGAUACAACACUGGAGUAAAAGCACAAAAGCUAAUGACUAAGGAAACUGUGAUGCAGGCAGCACAGAAAGCAAAGGAGGCUGGCAGUACACGUUUUUGUAUGGGUGCUGCAUGGAGAGACACAAUAGGGAGGAAGACCAAUUUCAACAACAUCCUUGAAUAUGUGAAAGAAAUAAGGGAAAUGGGGAUGGAGGUAUGCUGUACAUUAGGCAUGCUGGAGAAGCAGCAGGCUUUAGAACUCAAGAAAGCAGGCCUUACAGCAUAUAACCAUAACCUUGAUACCUCCAGAGAAUAUUAUCCGAAUAUUAUCACUACAAGAAGUUAUGAUGAACGCUUGGAAACCCUUAAACAUGUCCGUGAAGCUGGGAUUAAUGUCUGUUCAGGAGGAAUAAUAGGCCUUGGAGAGGCAGAGGAAGACCGAGUUGGUUUGUUGCAUACUUUGGCAACUCUCCCAACUCAUCCAGAGAGUGUUCCCUUCAACGAUUCUUCCGUUUGCGGAAGCAGCAAAAACCAGUUUGAUGAGAACAUGUACGAUGUUCCAAGUCAGGACGCUGGCAAAAGUCAAAGUCAUGCUUAUAAUGGAGGGCCUGAAUGUAGCACAAGACGUCAUGGCUCUAUAAAUAUUGGAGCAUAUCCAACUGACAUAGCAACUGACACAUAG
Mangifera indica (mango) is the source of this 975-nucleotide messenger RNA. RefSeq names its product biotin synthase, mitochondrial-like. Gene Ontology annotation, molecular function: 2 iron, 2 sulfur cluster binding; biotin synthase activity. The transcript has 6 exons. Bases 1 to 975 code for a protein of 324 amino acids. Gene Ontology annotation, cellular component: mitochondrion. The record is from RefSeq and is a predicted model, not a curated record. Lineage: Eukaryota; Viridiplantae; Streptophyta; Magnoliopsida; Sapindales; Anacardiaceae. Gene Ontology annotation, biological process: biotin biosynthetic process.